Molecule: messenger RNA, 1875 nt
Organism: Volvox carteri f. nagariensis
Lineage: Eukaryota; Viridiplantae; Chlorophyta; Chlorophyceae; Chlamydomonadales; Volvocaceae
Exons: 2
Coding region: 61-483 (140 amino acids)
Biological process (GO): RNA splicing
Cellular component (GO): cytoplasm; nucleus; exon-exon junction complex
Molecular function (GO): mRNA binding
Source: RefSeq, a predicted model, not a curated record
CUCGUUGAUUGUGCCUAAAUCACAUAUAUUCUGGCCGAGGUGUUAACUUAACCGAAGAAAAUGGCCGACGAUAUAGACCGCGAUGACCGCAUGCAAGGCUUAGACAAGAAACGGAAAGGUCGUGGUCAUCGCGACACAACGGAAUGGGCAGACCGCUAUGGUGGAGCACGCUUCAAGGAGCUGGAUCCCAAUGCAAAGCCGGGGCCAACCGCGUCGGUGGAAGGAUGGGUUGUUUUUAUUACAGGCGUCAAUGAGGAGGCUCAAGAAGAAGAUAUUCACGAGGCAUUUGCUGAGUUUGGGGACGUCAAGAACAUUUACUUGAACCUGGACCGCCAGACCGGCUUCGUGAAGGGCUAUGCGCUUGUGGAGUACAAAACGCAAAAGGAGGCACAAGCAGCAAUUAAUGAAAUGAACGGGAAAAAGCUGUUGGAGCAGACAUUGCAGGUGGACUGGGCUUUCCGCAAACCCCAGCGGCGGCGAUGAGAGAGUGCACGGCCUGUGUGGGGGCCACACGCGCGGCACGGCAGCAGCGGCGGCGGCGGCAGUACUGCUUGCGAGCCCACCCAGCACACACCCCGCAUGCACAGUGCACAUAGGGUUUUAUCUAAAGCCCGGGGAGAGCGCAUGACGUGGUGGGAGGCUGCUGUCUUCCGGCCGUUUUCCUUUCACACACACAGAUACAUACACAGACAAGUAUUUGCUUGUGCUUGGCUCGCGUUCCACAUAUCAGACACUGAAGCAGCGGAAGCAGUAGCAUGAUGAUGAUAGUGAUGGUGGUGGUGGUGCUGCUGCUGCUCCCCAAGUGGACCUAUGUAUGUUCCGUAUGCGUAUGUGCGUGUUCCGUUUGCUAUCCCGAGCCGUGAGAACGGAAUGCGAUGUGUUUUGUGUGUCCUCUACCGGGUGGGGGUGGGGGUGAUUGGACACUUCAAUGUUUCGGUGUGUAUGUGAGUGAGACCUCGGAAGAGACCUCCCCUCUCCCGGACGUUGACGAUAGAUAUGACCUUUCCGGGAUAUGGGGCCGUUGCUGUCGUGUCGCUGAGAUUGGUGCCGCUCCACCUUCGCUACCUUUACUUGCUGCGACAUGUCGCGUGUAAGAUGAUGCGGUUGUUUGUCUGUCUGUCUCUUGGUCAAUUGUUGCUAUAACAACACCGCCGUCGCGACAGGACUUGUUUGUUGACACCUGUCGUGGACUCAUUGCACAGUGAAAUAGGUCCAUAUGUCAUUAAUACGGCGUGUGUCCGCUAUUGAUUGUUCGGUGAGGGGUGUGAGUGGGAUAUUGAAAACCUCAAGGGGAAACGACGAUCAAGGUGAGUUACAGUGUUUGAAAUAAUUGAAGUCUGCUGCACAUAGCCACGCGGGGGGACCCCGCGUUGUGGAAAGAAUAUCUCUGAUUGCAUCAUUGAUCACAAGCUUCACGGAUCUGAUGACAACACGUAAUUUCAAACAUACAGCAAAACGUGACAUAUACACACACACAUCUCGGGCACCUCGGGCCGGCACCUGCAGAUUCUCAGGUUGCGAUGUCUGAUGCAGGAUUUGUGACCGACUACCUUUUGCAUUUCGGCGACGCAUAGGACGACCUUUUAUUAUUGUAAUACGGCAAUUACGAAUCAAACCAGUAAUCCAAGUAACCCUCACAUGUCUCCCCAUUGAAUCGAGUGGGGGGGCCACCGGGACAUCGGCAUAUGAUGUUGUAACUGCCAUCUGCUGCGACACCACAAUACAUAUGUAUGGUAACUUCCAACGGUGUAGACACAACGGAAACACGACGUACGUACAACUCCGCGCACAGCUGCAUCCAAUGCGGUGGCGGUGGCGAGUAAGUGUACAUUAACACGAAAACACAAGCCAUGCACCCCGCCGUGUGCUGCCUAU